AUGGCCAGUGACUUCCGAGAGGAAAUUAUCAAGAAAAGGCCCAUUGGGAGAGGACUUGAUUCUUUUCGCAAUUCGCUGAACUCGAAGUGUCGCGAUUUGGGUAUUGCGGAAGGAGCUGACAUCCUCCAACGGCUCGAUGAUGAAGGCAUCAAAGACACUAUGCUCGAGCUUGUGAGAGCAUUGCAGAUUCUUCCUGCCGCAUAUACACUUCGCUCAGGAAAGGGCCGGGGUUUCCUCGCUGCGGAACUGGCAAAUCUCUAUUCGCGUCUUGAUUCAAAUGAAGAGAACCCGCGUUCCGUUAUCCCGCUCUUUUCCAAAGUCAUCCGCACGGCUACUGACGAUGAGGUUUGGAAUGCGGCCUACGAGCUCAUCACGGAAUCCACGCCGCCGCCACGGCCACUAGCUUCCGUUUUUCAGACUCCCAGUCGAUUCACCUCGAGCAACAUAGUGGAUUCAUCCGAACAUCGCAAAGACAUGGACCCCCUUCUGAAGGAGGAAUUGGGCCCCAUCUAUGUCGGCGUGCCCGGUUUCUACGAAGCCUUCUUCUGCACAGAGCCAGCACGCCAGACAAUCUUCGAGGCAGUGUUUGCGAAAUGUCAAGCAGGAGACAACCCGCUGUACCGUACAGAAAGCGGCUGGCGAGACUGGCCUGAAGGUUCCAGAGAGAAGGACGUGCUGAGUUGGCUCUCGACACGCGUCAAUCUCUUCGUGGAUUUAGCAAAGGUUCAACCGUCCGCGCCAAAGGUUUCGCGACGACCAGUGGCACAGCCCGCGCAGCCUCUCGCCGGGUCCACGGCGGGUCGAAAGCUCGAUAUUGGUUUUGUGGAUGAGCCAAGCGCUCGCGAAGAUUCCCGUUGCCACUGGGCACAGAUCCUAGUUCCUGGCGAGCUAAAGAGCAAUCCGUCAGCAGACAACACCUCAAAGACCUGGUUGGACCUUGGCCGGUACGCACGAGAGGUGCUCACGGCCCAGGACAUGCGGCGGAGCGUGCUAGGGUUUACGCUUUGCGGAUCGUUGAUGCGACUGUGGCUGUUCGACCGGAUCGGGGCAAUGGCAUCUGUAUCGUUCGAUAUCCAUGGUGAUGGUUUGCGGUUCGUCUCGGUGGUGUUGACCUUUCUCUGGAUGAGCCGCGAACAGCUAGGAUUUGACCCUAGCAUUAUCGAACUGGACGGUCAGCACUUCAUCGAGAUUGGCCAGGGAAAGCAAAAAGAGCGGCUUAUUAUCGACGAACUGAUAAAACGGGCCACGUGCAUUGCAGGACGGGCAACCACGUGCUGGAAAGCCCAUCGCGAGGGGGACGACUCCAAGACUGUCUUCGUCAUCAAAGACUCCUGGCAGUACACGGAGCGCGAAGAGGAGGGCGUCUUGUUGCGGGAGGCCACGGAGAAAAAAGUGAGAAAUGUGGCCCGAUACCAUUACCAUGAGACGGUCUUAGCUGGCGGCGACAUAGACGAUGUCUGCAACAUCCGCAAAGGAUUGGACAUCACAAAAGCGACGAAUUACAUCGUGGAAAGCCAAAAGGCGGCUGAUCUACAGAGAUCCUCUCCAACACCUAGCUCGCGGAGCGAGGCCGAUCGUGGUCGGAGCUUCGAAAUCCCCAGUAUUAUUGGGCGCAAGCGAUCGUCCAGCUCGUUCCGUCCGUCUCUCCCGUCCAGUAAACGGGCAUGCUCGAGUUCUCCGACGAAGCGGCAGAGCCUAUCCACGCCAGGGAAUCGCGAACAUCGACGGGUGAUCAUACGUGACUACGGAACGCCUUUGCAUAAGGCCAGCUCUGUCCUUGUCUUUGUUCGUGCACUGUGGGAGUGUCUCCAGGGGUGUAAGGACUUGUACGAAAAGACCGGUCUGUUGCAGUGCGAUAUAUCCACCGGAAAUCUUCGAAUGAACGAGGACGAGGGGAACCCUUCAUGGUUUGCAUUCAUCAUUGAUCUCGACCUCGCUGUCAGGGCAGACCGAACGGGACCGUCUCCUGUCCGUCACAAGACUGGAACACGACCCUUUAUGGCCGUUGGUGUUAUGCAAGGCGAGUUGCGUGCCAUCAAACACGAUUAUGAAUCGUUCUUUUGGGUCUUCUUUUGGUUUGGCAUCCACUACAAUGGCCCACACGGAAAGAGUCGCGUGGUUCGUAGGUUCGAGAAUUGGAACUACAUGGAUAUAAGGGAGCUAGCAGAGGUGAAGAAAGGUGUCGUGGCCGACGAAGAAGACUUUCUCCAGACGGUGGAGGAGUAUUUUACACCAUUCUAUCAACCCUUGAUUCCUUGGGUCAACAGACUACGAAAGAUCAUAUUCCCAGGCGGCAGCAGACGGAAGGACAGCAGUCCUGAGCUAUUUUCUUUGAUGGAUGAUCUGUUUCAGAAAGCACAGGAAGCUCUUGCAAGUCGGGACUCGUAA
Xylona heveae TC161 is the source of this 2388-nucleotide messenger RNA. RefSeq lists its product as hypothetical. NCBI's taxonomy places the organism in Eukaryota, Fungi, Ascomycota, Xylonomycetes, Xylonales, Xylonaceae. The transcript has 3 exons. The record is from RefSeq and is a predicted model, not a curated record. Bases 1 to 2388 code for a protein of 795 amino acids.